CUCCAGCUCGGCAGAUGUAAUUUUGGGAACUCACAGCAGGUCUAUGAGGUCGGCAUGGGCGGUUUGACCAAGCACGCAAGCACCAUCUUCUUCGAUGGCCUUCUAUCCGACCGGGAUAUUGAGUGGCCAGAGGAGAUUGACCAUCUCGGCCAUACCGCUCAGUGGAGAAAAGGUCGAAAAAUGAUCAGAAUCAGAGUAGCUCGACCGCUUGACGCUGGGCAAGACAGCAUUGUCCAGUCGGUUGUCUGUACGAUGCUCCAUGAGAUGGCCCACGCCGUAUUUGAGUUGCUAGUCUGUCCAGGCUCGUCUCCAAGCGACAGGGCUCAACGCAAAGCUUGCCAGCCGGUCCGGGAAGCUCAACUAGGCAAGAUGGGACAUGGCGAAGCAUGGAUGAAGCUCGCGACCGUCCUAGCGCCAUUCGUUUCCUCAGAGCUGGACUGGAUUGUCAAGCCUGGAUCGGUUCGAGCAAGGCGUGGAGACGAAAAUUCAUUGAGACCCAAGAGGAUCCAGAUCCUGCGCUGCUGCUCUUUUGCUUUCCGGGCCAGCGAGGUGAAGUGCGAGAGACGCAGUCGGACAAGCAGAAGACAUGGUGGGACACUCUGAAUUUGAAGAGGGCGAAGAAGGUUAAGAAGUUCUUCUUUGUACUCCUCAGUGCACCACAAGCACAUAAGCGAUGUACGCAGACCACCACGUACUAUGGGAAAGCUACAGGCUUGGGAAU
Molecule: messenger RNA, 721 nt
Organism: Baudoinia panamericana UAMH 10762
Lineage: Eukaryota; Fungi; Ascomycota; Dothideomycetes; Mycosphaerellales; Teratosphaeriaceae
Exons: 1
Coding region: 55-603 (182 amino acids)
Source: RefSeq, a predicted model, not a curated record